AGACAAAAUGGGGCAAAGAGAAAAGAGCCGUUUUUGACCUUCGAGAGGAACAGAUUUGCUUCCCUGGUGUCGAGAUUUCAGUCCUGCUGGAGUGGAGAGGCCUUCUCCGCUUAUUAUUAUUAUUAUUUUUAAUCUUAGCGCUUCUUAUUUGCGAUUUCAGGGAGUCCCAGACUAAAGCAGAUAAGAUCUUUCUAUCCAUUUCUGUUUCAUGAACCAUUGCCUUCAUUAGUAGUAGAUCUCAAAAUCAUGAAGCUUAUUGCACUCGUCAAAUCUGUUCGUGCCCACCCCACUCUUCGUGAAAUAAUUGGGCCUUUGCAGUCUCGCAGCUUCCAGCAUGACUUUGUUCCCAGAGAUCCAAAGGCCAAACCAAAAAAGUACAAAUAUCCUGCAUUUUAUGAUCCUUAUGGUCCUAGACCUCCACCAUCAGAUAAAAUCAUUCAACUUGCUGAACGUAUUGUUGCCCUUCCUCCGGAGGAGCGCAAGCAAAUUGGUCCUACACUCUCUGAAAAGCUAAGACAUCCAAAGCUGCAAACAAUUUCAGUAGAAGGCAUGGACUUGGGUCCACAGGGAGGAGCAACUGCUGGUGCGGCGAAGGUGGAGGAGAAGAAGGAGAAAACUGCAUUCGAUGUGAAGUUGGAGAAGUUUGAUGCUGCUGCCAAAAUAAAGGUGAUCAAAGAAGUUAGGGCAUUCACUAACCUUGGAUUAAAGGAGGCUAAGGAUCUGGUCGAGAAGGCACCAGUUGUUCUCAAGCAAGGGGUCACCAAGGAUGAGGCAAAUGAAAUCAUAGAGAAGAUAAAGACUGCUGGAGGAACUGCAGUUAUGGAGUGAAGAUGUACCACAAUUCUUUUUUUUAUUUGGCUCAAUUUUGAUGUUUCAUGACUGUAAAAGAUGGCCGAUUGCCAUCCCUUUCCAACACUGAAUUUCUCAUGUGGAUGCUGGGGGAUUCUCAUCUGAGAUAGGAAGGAAAGUUUAGUUUUAACUUGUUUCA
Tripterygium wilfordii is the source of this 988-nucleotide messenger RNA. Its product is annotated as 50S ribosomal protein L12, chloroplastic-like. Gene Ontology annotation, molecular function: structural constituent of ribosome. The record is from RefSeq and is a predicted model, not a curated record. Gene Ontology annotation, cellular component: ribosome. The transcript has 2 exons. Bases 247 to 828 code for a protein of 193 amino acids. Lineage: Eukaryota; Viridiplantae; Streptophyta; Magnoliopsida; Celastrales; Celastraceae. Gene Ontology annotation, biological process: translation.